Molecule: messenger RNA, 1399 nt
Organism: Paramecium sonneborni
Lineage: Eukaryota; Ciliophora; Oligohymenophorea; Peniculida; Parameciidae
Source: the annotation of a GenBank genome assembly
AUGAUCAUUCAGUCAAUAUUAUUACAAAAGAAUUAAGGAUAUAAAAUUUAUUUAAAAAGAGAUUAUUUUUAAAAGGAGGAGGAAUCUAUAAGAGGGUACAAAAAGGUGAGGAAAUAAUAAUAUGCUGUACAAUAAAUUUGGGCUAUUGAACAUGUUUUUGACGGAGGAUGGUAUUUGUUGUUAAAUGCUGUAUAUACUAAAUUAAAGAUAAAUUUUGUACAAUUAAAUGCAUAAAAAUUUCAAUUAUCAUUAGCGGAAAUAUCAGUGUUUAUGACAGAAAAGGCAUCAAUAAUAAUUAUGAGCUUAAAAUUUUAAAGUAUAAUAGAAAAAACAAAAUUUCAAAAAGAAUUAUUGUAAAUGAGAAAUAAGGAUAUUAACAGUUAUAAAAUUGGAAGAGAUUAAAAUAGAACAUAAAAGAUAUCCUUCUUACUUAUUUUUGAUUUUAUGAACAUUUAAGUUUAAGCACUAUCACUUAUAAAAUCAGAUAAACUAUUAAAAUAUUUUUUACUAUAAUAUUGUUCCUUCAAUAAAAAAAACAAUUCUUAUUUUACCUAUUAAUUGAUUAAGUCUUACAAUAGACUUAUAAUUGAAAAUCAGUAACACUUUAAUAAUUAUAUCAACAAUAAAUAAUUUUAUAGCAAACUGUUUAAUUAAGAGUAGAUAAAAAAAUUAGCAUUUCUAAAAUAUUACUUCCAAGUACAUUUAUCAAAUAAUAUCGCUAUAAAUCCUAGAUUGAAAUGAUUUAUCAUAUUUUUCAUUUAUAAUCAUAACAUGUUGCUAUUGCAUUUUAUGAAUCAAUUCUUAAUUUCAUAAGAAAAACAAGGAACUUAGUUGUUAAAUAAGAACUAUAAAUUCAGUUGUUAAAUAACAAUAGCCCUCCUAUUCAGAUUAUGUUCUUAAAACAAUAAUUUUAUCAAUAUUUCAUAUCCAAGAGAAUAGUUACUUUAAUGAUGAAUAAUAUUUUAUUUAAGCACUUUCUUAUAAUUUAAAUGAAAAUAACUGAGUAUUGAAUGAUGAAAAUGUAAGAAUUUAUGACGAUUAAAAAAAAUAAAUUCUGUAUUUUUUUAUUUUGAUUAAGUGAUUUAGGAGGAAAAUCCUUUAAAAAUAUCUUUUGAAUUUAUUAAAGUAAUAGCAAGAAUGCUAUUUUGAAGAGAGAAAAUUUUAAUUAUAUAAAUAAAAUGAAGAAAUUUAACAACAAGAUUUAAAUAAUAUAUUUUUUGUGGCAACUUAACAAAAUGAAUAUAAUCCUCCAUCAAAAAUGUUAUCAUUGUUGAAAAAAACAUUAAAAAUAGGCUUUGUAUUGGAUGCUUUUAAGAGAAGGAUAAAUCAACAAUCCAUUUACAAGUUAAUAAUAAAAACUAUUAUCUUUAUGUUAAUAGAUUAAACUGUUAAAUGGUGA